CUGUAUGAGAGUGAUUUGAGAGAAAUCUACCACCAUAAACUCCGGCCAAACCCAAAUAGUUUCCAGCAAGUUUUUUCUUUCAAAAUAUUUUUUUUUCUGACCCAACACAACAAACUCCUCUUACCAAAAAUGCAGCAAAGAUGCUGUGAUGAUGAAGGUUAACUUUAGGUCCUUCAAUCUUUGAAAGUGGUUGAUAAAAGGAUGCAACCAAUUUGUUAAGGCAGAAGAGAGUAUGUGAAGCUGUGAAGUUGAAGGUUAACUUAAUGUCAUUCAAUCUUCUUGAGGCAGAAGAUCUGCAAGAAGCAAGAUCAAAAAAUGCUGGUUUGAUGAUGUUUUAUGUUGCUGGUAUGGGUGGUGUUUUAUGCUACAACAUUAGUCCAAAAAAGGCAAGGAUGGCUUGUGAAGGUGCAGAUUGGGACCAUGAGGGUACUCAACAUUGCAUCAAGUCAUUUUCAUGACCGAGUAGCCAAGUCUUUAGCCCAAGAAAGCUAUAGAAGAUGUAGAAGAUGAUGAAGCAACACUUUGAGGUACCAAAAUCCUUGUUUUAUUUACUCAGAAAAUGCAACUUAGUUGAAAAACCUCCAAAAUUUGUUUGAGGCAGCAAAAUCCAAAGAAGGAAAGUUGUAAUGAAGGAGGAGCUGAGGUUGUUUGAGAAGGAUGGUACAUGACUAUGGAGAAAAAAUGUGAAAACCAAGCACAAGAUGGACAACAAAGGGCUGAUCCCAGGUGCUUAGCAUAAAUCUAUUUUUGUUUUGAUUUUACAACUUUAACACCAAGGAUGAGUGUUAGAGUUGUGGUGUCAAAGCUGCAGCAGUGGAAGCAAAUUGAAAGACGUGAGAGCUGCAACAUGACUGCACAGUAGCAGCAAACUGACAACAGCAUGAAGCUGCAUAUGGGCUGCAAAAUGGCAGCAAAUCUUUUGAAUGUAAUCUUGUUUUAAAUGUUUGAUAGAUUUUCUUGCAUUACGUAAAAUAUUAGGUGAGAAGAAAUUAUUUCUUUAUUA
This is a messenger RNA of Rubroshorea leprosula, 1003 nucleotides long. Lineage: Eukaryota; Viridiplantae; Streptophyta; Magnoliopsida; Malvales; Dipterocarpaceae. The record is from the annotation of a GenBank genome assembly.